GGUUUGUUCGUUUUGCUGAUUGUGUGUGGUUUGUGCAGGGCGGCGAUAAACGUUGAUUUGUUCAAGGAUUAUUUGAAGUGGAGAAAUGUGAAAAUUGUUACGGUUUUCCACUGUGUCAAUCAGAAUGAUAUCCUUGACUUGUAUCCAAAGAUGGCAACUUUAAGUUCAGAGAAGAUCCAUUUCUCGGAUAUCUCCAACUUCACAGCUGCAAUCUGGAACCACACGCAUGUUAUGCGAUACGACUACCACAAGCUGGGAGCUUCCGUGGAUAUGGGAUGUCCAGAAACUCCGAAGCUUUUCGGAGUAAUGUCCAAGUACGAAUACUUCAAUGCCUCGUACUAUUGGUUGCUGUUUGCAAAUGGGACACUGGACGAGGCGACUUGCUUGUUGAGUGAGCAGAAUUUGAACGUAGAUGCGAAGGUUACACUGGUGGUUGAUCAAGGAGUUCAACAAGAUGUUUUCGAUGUGUACGACGUUUUCAGUCCUUCAAUAAGAAGAGGAGCUACGUUGAAUACUACGCUCAUGGGGACUUGGAGUCACGAAAUUGGAUUUACCAUCGCAGUGAACCAAAGUGAAUACGAACGACGAGUAGAUCUCAGGGGAAUCUCGCUCAAAUCGGCGGUUACGACUUUGGAUCAGUUACAUCACCAUACUCUGCUGCAGUUUUUGGCAAGCAACGAGACCAAGCGCGAAUACUCUUUUCAUAAACUCGGAUACCAUAUGCUGGCGUUUUUAGUCGAAAAACAUAAUUUUUCGGUCGAAUAUAUCAGGAACAGUAAUUGGGGAUUAAAUAGCACGGAUGGGCGCUCCAGUCAUGGUGUAAUCGGACAGGUGGCCACUAAAAAAGUUGACUUCACCGUCAACGUCCUUAUUCACACAGCGGAAAGGGUAGGCCUGGCUGAUUACACCGUCAAUGUUGGAUUACCGAGAUUUCUUUUGUUGUUCCGUCAUCCACGGAUCAAUGAAGGUCACUUCUUUUUUCUACAACCAUUUCGUCUAGAUUUAUGGAUCGCAAUUUUAGUAAUCGGUUUCCUGGCUGUUCUAGUCACGUAUUUUUCCUAUAACGAUUCUCGAUCUGAAAACCGUAGACUAGCAUGGCUCACCGUUUUCGGAUUUCUUUUUCAACAAGGAACAUCAUCGAUAAUAUCGCACAGCUCUACUCGUAUUACGUUGCUCAGCGUUCUCGCGUUCUCCUUCUUGAUCUCUCAGUUUUAUUCCGCUUACAUUGUAGGUUAUCUGCUGAUCGUCCCCCCGAAGACCAUAAGGACACUUAAGAAUCUCCUGGACAGUGAUCUCAAAGUGGUUGUUGAAAAUUUAGGCUAUCAUAAGUAUUAUCUCAAUAAAACCAAAGACCCCAUUGCCGUCGAACUCUACCACAGAAAGAUCCUCAACGGUGAGGACAACUUCUUGAACGUCACCGAAGGCAUUGCACGGGUAAAACGCGGUGGCUACGCAUUCCACUGCGACACGGCCUACGUGUACCCUCUCAUUGUGCAAGCCUUCACGGAUAAGGAAAUAUGCGAUCUGCAGGAAAUGGUGCUUCAUCCGUUACGGACGUUGCACUUUCCGUUGCGAAAGGGCAGCGAGUUCAAGGAAAUGUUCCGCAUCACGCUACGGAAGGCAACCGAGACGGGCAACAUGGCGUACCAGCGGAAAUUUUUCUUUUCCGAUAAACCCAAGUGCUACAAGAACCAGCUGGAAACGGUAUCCGUGGGAUUGGACCGUUUGCUGAUGUUAUUCUACGGGUUGCUUGCUGCGAUGGCGGGAAGUUUUAUCGUUAUGCUGCUGGAGAUGGGAUAUUUCUCGGUUUUUAGAAAUCGGGAGGUUUUGAAAAGGAAUCGUGGUGUAGAAAGGUUUAAGUAGGAUUGAUUUACUGAACAGCUGCUGAACUUUGGUUGUGCAUCACGUGUAAGCUCUAGUUAUUUAGUUGAUAUAAUGGUGAAUAAUAUCAUUGAAUUAAACAUACUAAAGCACAGCAAAGCAUGGAUUCGAACGAUAUGCGGUGGUUUUACGCAAUCGUCAAUGACGUGACAAAAUAAGACCGUGUGCAGUACUGCAGGUAAGCUGUCAUCCUAAUGGGAGUGUACGACAUAAGUUUAUCAGCAACAGCAUCAACCAGGUAGCACGUAAAUGGAAUUUUCAUUCAACUAUUUCAAGGGACCGAUCUAAAAUCAAAAAAAUGUCACCUCUGUCAUUCACUUUACGAUUUUACGGGUUUCACUUACAACGUUAUAAUACAACCUUCACUAUGUGUUUCAAAAUACACCAAACAGUAAUAUGGUCAAAAGACCCAUACACACAAUACAACUUAAAACGUGAAUAUAAUUCUGUAGCAAUCACAAAAUAAAUCAUAGAACAAAUAUCUUAAAUUUUCUUCACGAAUCUCGAAGAAACAACAUAGUAAAUGAAAUGAAAAAUUAACCAAACAUCUGGAGAAACUCCUGAUGAAAUUACUGGAGAAAAUCUUGAAAAACAUUUCGUUGUACAGUUUGUUAACAUAUGAACAAAAAAUAAACAUAAAUAAAUCUCUCAUUAAAUAAUAGUGUUUAUACCGGGAAUACCUAUGAUUCAAACGUUUUUUUAUGAAUCUGAGUCUACCUCACUAACGAUUGUCAUAAAU
Messenger RNA from Aedes albopictus (Asian tiger mosquito), 2620 nucleotides. RefSeq names its product ionotropic receptor 75a-like. The record is from RefSeq and is a predicted model, not a curated record. The transcript has 6 exons. NCBI's taxonomy places the organism in Eukaryota, Metazoa, Arthropoda, Insecta, Diptera, Culicidae. Bases 151 to 1863 code for a protein of 570 amino acids.